GUACCAGCAUGCGGCAGUGUUGUCUGGGGAUCAGUUUUCCCAGACAACGCAGGCAGAGUGGAGCCUGGUAGACAGAGAGGCUGACACUGAGCCAGCUUUCCUCUGGACACUCCCCAUCUCCCUGUGCUGGGCUAGUGGUCUCAGGACACUCCCUGAGUGUCUUAAGUUCUGGAGCUUUCUACUGGGCUUGCUACCUCCAACAGACCCCCAUCUCUGGGGGCCAGCUAUCUUUUGGGCACUCCCUAAUUCUGGUCUGGAGCCCUUUCCUGGACUGGCUCUCACCAAACAUCAAUCUAUUCUGGAGCUCGUCACAGCAGUGGCAGCCCAAGCUGAGUCGGGGCAAAGACCAAGCUGAGUCGGGGCAAAGACCAAGCUGAGUCGGGGCAAAGACCCAAGUGAGCAGUCUACAAUUUGGAUAUCACCAAGUGCAUGUGUCAAGGCUGUUGAUGGAUUCUCCCCAAAGCUUGUUUGCCAAGGGUGACAAGGACCUCCAGGUGAUGAAGGCGGGGGCCAUGUUGAAGAAGGUCAAGUCCAAAUCAUGGAAGAAGCAGCGGCAUUUCCGGCUACAGGAAGAUGGCCAGACCAUCUGGUAUAAGUCCAGGUGGGCAGGAACAAGCCACUCCACCUUCUCUGUGGCUGAUGUUGAGGUGGUGCGUGAAGGUCACCAGUCGGAGGUCUUGCUGAGCGUCGCUGAAGAGUUCCCCGCUGACCUCUGUUUCACCCUGGUGUUCCGUGGUCGCCGCGGCAACCUGGACCUGGUGGCGGAGUCACCUUCUGAGGCGCAGGCCUGGAUCCGGGGUGUAAGCAAGCUGAUACAGAAUGCUGAGAGCAUGGAUGACAAGGAGAGGGUUGACCAAUGGAUCUGGGACUGGUUUCAGAAGGCGGACAAAAACAAGGACGGACGGAUGAACUUCAAGGAGGUGCGCACACUGCUGAAGAUGAUGAACGUGGACAUGAAUGAGGAGUAUGCUCUUCACCUCUUCACGUUGGCAGAUAAGUCUAAGUCAGGUUGUCUGGAGAACGAGGAGUUUGUCCAGUUCUAUAAGAUACUGACGGAAAGGAAGGACAUGUGGCGGGUGUUCCAGGACUACUCCCGAGACGGACAGACAUUAACCCUUGCUGAGCUGAAGGACUUUCUGAGGCAGGAGCAACAGGAGGGGGAGAGGAGUUGGGAGCAUGCCCAGGAGCUGAUUGACCGCUAUGAGCCGUCAGAGACCGCCAAGAAACAGGGGGCCAUGUCUAUAGAUGGCUUCCAGAUGUACCUGGUCUCUCCAGAGGGCGCCAUCAUGGAUCCCCAGCAGCUGACCCUGAGCCAGGACAUGAGCCGGCCCCUCAGCCACUACUUCAUCUGUUCCUCCCACAACACCUACUUGAUGGAGGACCAGCUCCGAGGACAGAGCAGCCAGGAGGCCUACAUCCAGGCUCUAAAGCGGGGCUGUCGUUGUGUUGAGGUGGAUUGUUGGGACGGGCCGAAUGGAGAGCCGGUUGUUUAUCACGGCCACACCUUCACCUCCAAGAUCCUCUUCAGAGAUGUCAUCACCACACUGGGAGAGUACGCCUUCAAGGCAUCUGAGUUUCCUGUCAUCCUGUCCCUGGAGAACCACUGCAGUGUGGAGCAGCAAAGGGUCAUGGCCCAGCUCCUGGACACCAUCCUGGGGGACAUGCUGCUCAGGGAACCUCUGGAUGGACUGGUUCACCAAGAGCUGCCCUCUCCCCACGAUCUGAAGGGAAAGAUCCUGCUGAAAGCAAAGAAGAUUGGCGGCCUAGAAGAAAAUGAAACGCUGACCGAUGAGGCCACUGACGAGAUCAGCGAUGAAGCUGAACCUGAGAGCCCGUCUGCAGAAAACCUGUCUGCAGAGGCCAUUUGUCUCCAUGAUAAGAAAUCCAAGUUCUCUAGGGAACUCUCGGAUCUGGUGGUGUACUGCAAGAGUGUCCAUUUUCACAGCUUUGAGUACUCUCGCUUACACUCCAAGUGCUACGAAAUGUCCUCUUUCUCCGAGUCCAAGGCCAGGAAACUUGCAAAGGACACAGGGACGGAGUUUGUGCACCACAACAGCAGACAGCUUAGCAGAGUCUAUCCCAGCGGCAUGAGGACCGAUUCCUCUAACUACAACCCACAGGAGCUGUGGAACGUGGGCUGUCAGAUAGUGGCGCUGAACGUCCAGACGGCUGGGCUGGAGAUGGAUCUGAACGAUGGGCUCUUCCGUCAGAAUGGCUGCUGUGGCUACGUCCUCAAACCUGACUUCAUGAGGAAUGAUGACUCUUUUGACCCAGAAAGACCCCAGGACUGGGAUGGCUACACAUCACUCCAACUGUCUAUCCAGGUAAUUAGUGGGCAGCAGCUACCAAAGGUGAACCAGAAAGAGGGCUCCAUCGUUGACCCUCUGGUUAGAGUGGAGAUCUACGGAGUAUCACAAGACCAAGCCAAGCAAGAGACUAGUUACAUUGACAACAAUGGUUUUAACCCUCUAUGGAACGAGACCCUCAAUUUUAUCAUCCACGUCCCAGAGUUGGCCCUGGUGCGUUUUGUGGUGGAGGACUAUGACAAGGCUUCCAGGAAUGACUUCAUGGGCCAGUUCACCGUGCCCUUCACCUGUAUUCAGCCAGGAUAUCGGCAUAUCCACCUCCUGUCCAAAGACGGAACGGCUAUCCCUCUGUCUACUCUGUUUGUCAAUGUCAAGAUCUCUGAGGUAACAACAGAAGUCUGAUGGCCCAAUGAUUGGCUGAAUAACAUGCUGCAAACUCCAACUACAUGGGAGGGCUACAAUACCUCAUGAUUGCGGUCACUUUCAAAUGAACUGGUAUCAGUAUUGAAAAUAUAUGAACUGCUUUACAGUAUUUCUGCAUAAAUACCCAUUUCUGUUCAAGCAAACAUUAGUGGGACCUCACACUGAUGAAAAAACACCUGGGAACUCACAGCAAUUAAGUGAUAUUUUGCCAUUUCCCAAAUAUAAAAUCUUUUAAAAUAAUCAAUGUUUUUUAACGUGUAUGUCAUAGGAACGCAUUAAGCAAUGUUCAAUAGCACUUGGCUGAUCGAACUGAUACAAUAACUGACAUACUGCAGGGCUCACAAGUCCUUUUAGGGUUACUGACUAUGCAAUGACCUUUGUUUUUAUAUCAUUGUUUCAUAACCAUUCAACACUUGCAUUGUGUGCUGGUCGAGUAACUUAACUGCCUAGACAAUUAGUCCUCCAUCCAAGCAUUUCCAUAGACAUUUUGUACAAUUCCUCAAAGUGUGGCAUGAAACUAUAUCGCUAUCUCAUGCAUCGUGUUGUAAAAGAUUAUACUGUAAUGUAUGCAUGCGCAUAGAGCUCUAGAAAUAAAGAGAAAUGAAAGAC
Oncorhynchus mykiss (rainbow trout) is the source of this 3338-nucleotide messenger RNA. RefSeq names its product phospholipase C, delta 4b (gene plcd4b). Lineage: Eukaryota; Metazoa; Chordata; Actinopteri; Salmoniformes; Salmonidae. Gene Ontology annotation, molecular function: calcium ion binding; phosphatidylinositol-4,5-bisphosphate phospholipase C activity. Gene Ontology annotation, biological process: intracellular signal transduction; lipid metabolic process. Gene Ontology annotation, cellular component: plasma membrane. The record is from RefSeq and is a predicted model, not a curated record.